AUGCCCGAUACAUUAGCAGCUGAAUUAAAAACGGAGACCGGUGCUUCUAGCGUCCCAGUGGACGACGAGACCCAGGAUGACAGUAUUGCGAAGGAAAGUGGUGGGACAUGGCAGGACAAAAAGGACAUGUGGCGGGCCGGAGUACACCAGGAGCUCAAUCGAAACUUCCGAUUCUUUACCAUCUUAGGGUUCGCGACAGUCCUCAUGGCCACCUGGGAGUCAGUGAUGUUUGGGAGUUCCGUUGGCUUGACCAAUGGCGGAAUUGGUGGGAUGGUGUACAGCUAUAUUGCCGGGAUUAUUGGCUUUGCGUUUGUGAUCUUGUCCAUGGCCGAGAUGGCCUCCAUGGCUCCAAUCUCGGGAGGACAAUACCAUUGGAUUUCUGAGUUUGCUCCCAAUGAAUAUCAGCAACUCCUUAGCUAUGUUAGCGGCUGGGUUUGUGUGCUGGGUUGGCAUACAGGCAUUGCGGGAUCUGCUUAUACCGUCGCCAACAUGAUUAUUGGGAUCAUUGAAAUAAAUCACCCUGAUACAUAUAUAGCACAACCAUGGCAUGGGACGCUCCUCGUCAUAGCGGUUGCAUUCAUUGCGAUGAUCUUCAAUACCGUGCUUGCCCCCAGGCUACCUUUGAUUGAGGGUACCAUGCUAGUUUUUUAUGUUUUGGGUUUCUUCGGGAUCCUAAUUCCCUUGUGGGUGAAGGGUGAGAAGAAUUCAGCAUCUAAGGUGUUUAGCACCAUAGAAGACAACGGUGGAUGGGGGAGUAGGGCCGGGGCAUGCAUCCUCGGCCUGGUAGGUCCUGUUUACGCUCUUAUAGGCCCUGAUGCUGCUGUUCACAUGGCCGAGGAGAUUAAAGAUUCCUCGCGAACAUUGCCAGUAGCAAUGCUAGGAACGUUGGCCCUAAAUGGCAUAGUCGGCUUUAUCAUGCUCAUCACAUACGUAUUUUGUAUCCCGAGCUCGCAGGAAGCUCUUAAGCACAGCCAUGGCUUUCCAUUCAUCUAUGUGUUUCUGCAAACCACUGGCUCUGUUGGUGGUACCACUGGCAUGACAGUAAUCAUCAUGCUUCUCCAGGUCUGCAGUGCUGUCAGCAAUGUGGCUUCAACGUCACGGCAGCUUUAUGCGUUUGCUCGUGACGGUGGAGUCCCAUUUCCACACUUCUUCGCAAAGGUAAACCGCCGCUUUGUUGUCCCAUUGAACGCGCUCUUGGUUAGCUUUAUAAUAACUUGCCUACUUGCGCUCAUCAACAUUGGCUCAGUUGUUGCUUUCAACGCCAUCCUCUCUCUUGGUGUUGCCUCUCUCCUAUCUUCCUAUAUCAUUUCCAUUGCCUGCGUACGUCUUAAGCGCUGGCGUGGGGAGCCUUUACCGCCUGCGCGGUGGAGCAUGGGUAAAUGGGCAAGCAUUGUGGAGACCCUUGCGAUCCUCUUCCUUCUCGUGGUGUGGGUUUGUGCAUUCUUCCCGCUCAAGCGGGAGGUAAGUCUGGAAACGAUGAAUUGGAGCUGUGCAAUCUUUGGAGGAGUAGUGAUUUGUGCGCUGGGUUACUAUUUCGUGCACGCAAAGCAUACAUAUAAAGGACCAGUGACAAAGGUGAGGCCUUGGGCGGAGAUGGUGAAUAUUCAUUAA
Messenger RNA from Coccidioides immitis RS, 1611 nucleotides. Its product is annotated as amino acid permease. The transcript is spliced from 7 exons. Lineage: Eukaryota; Fungi; Ascomycota; Eurotiomycetes; Onygenales; Onygenaceae. Gene Ontology annotation, cellular component: membrane. Gene Ontology annotation, biological process: transmembrane transport. The record is from RefSeq and is a predicted model, not a curated record. Gene Ontology annotation, molecular function: transmembrane transporter activity. The coding region runs from base 1 to 1611 and encodes 536 amino acids.